This is a messenger RNA of Sarcophilus harrisii (Tasmanian devil), 1960 nucleotides long. RefSeq names its product phospholipase D family member 4 (gene PLD4). The record is from RefSeq and is a predicted model, not a curated record. Lineage: Eukaryota; Metazoa; Chordata; Mammalia; Dasyuromorphia; Dasyuridae. Bases 264 to 1772 code for a protein of 502 amino acids. Gene Ontology annotation, biological process: phagocytosis; hematopoietic progenitor cell differentiation. The transcript is spliced from 10 exons. Gene Ontology annotation, molecular function: catalytic activity. Gene Ontology annotation, cellular component: endoplasmic reticulum; nucleus; trans-Golgi network membrane.
UAUGUGACUGAGUAAAUAGGAGGAAGACUCUGAGUUGGAGCUGAGGCUGUAAAUUGGCCACUCUGCAGUCCUGGCAUAACAAGGUUCAAAGACGAAAGGACCCUUGGAGACCAUCUGAUCUAACCUUUUCAUCCUAUAAAAAAGGAAACAAAAGCUCUGAUUUUUCCAAGUCACACAGCCAGGAAGGAGAAGAAUUUGAUUCACAUCAUCAUCUUUUGAAUUCGAUUCCAGUGAUCUUUCUUUCACACUUAAGCUGUGACUAAAUGGGGACAAAAAAGACCAUGCAGGUGACCUCAAAGUUCCAUAUUAUUGGGACAAUAUCUAUGAUUUGGCUCCUGGCUGUAGCUUUCAUGCUCUUCCUAAGGCCUGUCAUUCUCCCUCCAGUCCUGAAUUUGGGGUUAGAAAAGGAAGAGGUUGUAAUAUAUGGACCAUGGGAUAAUGAGAGGUUUGCUGAGGAGGGCCAGCCAAAUGAAGGAGAGCUGGAAGAGGAAGCGGUAAAAGAAGAGGCCUGGAGCUACAAUGACUCAUGCAAGUUUAACCUUGUGGAGAGCAUUCCUCAGGAUCUGCCUUACAUAUCUGUCCGCUCAGCAGCCCAGCCCCUGAUUCAGUCCUGGAUGGAGCUUCUGGAUUCUGCACAGGAGAGUGUACAUAUCGCAUCUUACUACUGGUCUCUCACGGGAUCUGACAUUGGGACCAACGAUUCUUCUUCCCAGCCGGGGGAAGAACUGUUGGCAAAAUUGGAGACUCUGUUGGCCCGGAAUGUCUCUUUGACUGUUGCAACAAGCGACCCAACACUGGCCGUGAAUUCUACUGACUUGGAGGUUCUCAUGAGCAAAGGAGCACAAGUGAGGAAGAUCCCAAUGAAGUACUUGACCCAUGGUGUCCUGCACUCCAAGUUCUGGAUUGUGGACAUGAAGCAUGUGUACCUGGGCAGUGCCAACAUGGACUGGCGGUCCCUGACUCAGGUGAAAGAACUUGGCGUUGUCAUCUAUAACUGCAGCUCCCUUGCAUACGACCUUGAGAAGACAUUUCAGACAUAUUGGGUCCUGGGGAUCCCUGGGGCCACCAUCCCAAAACCCUGGCCCCAGAACUACUCCACAAACAUCAAUUGGCAUCAUCCCCUACAGGAAACAUUUGAUAAGAUGGUCACUACUGCCUAUUUCUCUGCUUCACCACCUAUACUCUGCCCUAGAGGCCGGACCAAGGACCUAGAGGCUCUGCUAAGUGUGAUUUGGGGUGCUGAGAAGUUCCUUUAUGUUUCAGUAAUGGAAUAUUUCCCCACCAGUCGCUUCGAACACCCAGUCAAAUAUUGGCCAGUCAUCGACAAUGCUCUGAGGGAGGCAGCCUUCAACCGGCAUGUGCUAAUCCAUCUUCUCAUCAGCUGUGGGAAGAACUCGGACCCCUCCAUGUUCCCAUACCUGAAGUCACUACAGGCUCUCACUAACCCCCAGACCAAUAUUACUAUAGAAGUGAAAAUAUUCAUCAUCCCUGUGGGAAAUCACUCCAACAUCCCCUACAGCAGAGUGAGUCACAGCAAGUAUGCAGUUACAGAGAAGAAGGCCUACCUGGGAACAUCUAAUUGGUCUAAGGAUUAUUUCACCAACACAGCUGGUGUAGGACUGGUCAUCAACCAAAGUUCCUCUGAUCCCCAGCACUCAGUUCCCACCAUUCAAGACAACCUGAAAAGUAUCUUUGAGCGGGAUUGGCAGUCCCCAUAUGCUGUCAGUCUGGAAGAACUUCCUGGCCAACAGGACUGUGUCUGGCAUGCCUGAAACUAGAGUCUCCAGUCUCCCUCCUCUCUUCCCUUUUCUCUUUUCCUCUUUGUUUUCUCCCCUCCCUUCUGCCUCUCUAGGACUCAGGUUUCUAAUUAAUAAAAUGAGAUGAUUGAAUUAGAUUAUUUUAGGACCCUUCUAACUCUGAAUUUUGUGAUCAUUCUCUCUUUCUUUUCUCCCUUUCCCUC